Molecule: messenger RNA, 8066 nt
Organism: Anas platyrhynchos (mallard)
Lineage: Eukaryota; Metazoa; Chordata; Aves; Anseriformes; Anatidae
Gene: GPR63
Product: G protein-coupled receptor 63
Biological process (GO): G protein-coupled receptor signaling pathway
Cellular component (GO): membrane
Molecular function (GO): G protein-coupled receptor activity
Source: RefSeq, a predicted model, not a curated record
UUUUUUUUUUUUUUUUUAAUUUGUCAAACUGAUGUGUAGUGAUUACAUAUAUACUCAAAGGUUCCACUCCUAAAAUUCAGGAAGCAAAGCAUUUAGGAAGCUUCCAGUGUGCUAGUUUUCUGUUAAUUAUGCAGAGAUAUAAACUAAAAGAGUUUGUUUUCAAUAAUAUUUUCAGGGUUUGCCGUUCAUCUAGGUGCUACAGUAUUAAGUUACCUCUUCAACAUAUGUAUGGUUAAUAUGACCGUUAAAGUACUGGAAAAGCUAAGAGUUGGGGGAAUACUGUGUCAGUACUAGAAAUGAAUCUAGAAGUGCAGAAGUCCUUUCACAUGAUCUACAAAUCGAAAACAUGAUUUUUCCCAAGAGCUAAGAAUAUCAAAUUAUUAAUUACAUUUUGCAUAUUUGUGGUUUCAAAUAGUAAUAAUGACUCGCAUGGCUGGCAUUUCUUGACAGUUAAUGGCUCUCCGAAUUUAAGAUAGAAAUAAAUAUCCUCGAGAGGGCAAUUAGUUGUAUUUAAUGACCCAAAGCAGAGGUGGCUGUUCCCCACCAUACUUUCCUUUGAAAAUUGCCACAGUAAUGUUUAUACAGUGGAAGAAAGGAAAAUUUCCUAAAUUAAACUAACGCUUCUUGUGAGUAGUUUUGUGGGUCAUCUACUCAUGCAGUGUAGUUGAUUAGUUUCAAUUUAGGAUAUGUAAAUAGGUAUUAAAACUGCAAACUGCUGGUUCCUUUCAGGAGGAACAGUUAGGUGAGUAAGAGAACAUUGUCCCUGCUGGUUUGUGCUCUGACUCAUUCUUUGUAUUGGCUUUAGCAGAAAGGAUUCCACUGCAAUAUGUUGCUGCCUCCACUUAAUGGCACAGGAAAAAAUGUUCAACUCAUAUUGAAGCAGGAAUAUGUCCCAGGAUGCCUUGUUCAAUAACAGGGUGUCAGAAAGUGCAUACUUGAGUAUUUUCUGUCAAAAUAUUUUUUUCAAAGACAAAGUAAGCCCAUGACCCUCAUACAUGCUCUUGACUUUAUUUGUCUUCCCAAAAGGAUAUUCUGCUUUUUUAUGGUUAUGCUGCAUAAACUGUUUUUGCAGAGUUUUACUUCAAAAUAAUGGCAGCUUUAAAAAAUACAGCAGGUUCCCAUUUGUGACCAUUUAAAAUAUUCCCAAGAACUAGAUUCACCAUAUCAGGCACUGUGAGCUUCAAGUGUCUGAAGAAAGAUGGCUUCUGCAUGCUGGGCCUUGGUACUUUUGGUACAAACCUUGGUACUGGACAGUACUGAAAAAAUGUUUGCUUUUAGCACAUUAAUUUAGUAAAUGACUGGACAUUUUGACAGCAAUUCAUAGCAUGUUCUGAUCUGCAUCAAACACAACUGCUAUGAUGGUACUGUUUUCACAAGUAAAAAGUUCCCUGUUUUGGCUGUGUUGGAGUUACCGGUUUUGACAGAUGUUGUCUUUGCAUAUGAGAUAGAAUCUUUUAUUUCUGAUUGAGCAUACUAUCCAGAUUUUGAACGGAAAUUAUUUACCUUUUAGCUUCAAAAGCUGUUAAAAACAGACACCAUAGUUCUAGCAGUAAUUAUAUUUGAUGAAUGAAAUUUGUGUGGCAUUUAGCUUUAAGUGUGUACUUCAUUGAAAUAGUUGUGUCUAUUAUGUUCUAUAAAAAGAAAGUUGCAUACGAGUGAGAACCUUGCUUGAGAGAAAAUGUGCAUACCCAGUAAUUUUCAGUACAGAAAUGGAAAAAAGUGAUUGUGUUAUGCUUUUUUGCAUGUGAAAAGAAUUGGUGAGAGUACAUGUUCCAAAAGUGAGAAUGCUGUGACAAAAGGUACCUGCCUCUUGCUUGAGCACUUUCACCAUCAAAAAGCUUACCUAUUUAAACUACCAGAGCAUGGUCUUCUUUUUACAAGGUACGUGAUUGCCGUUCAGCAAUGACUGCCUUUGAAAUUACAGGAUCUGUCUUUCUCAGAGAACAAGUGAGGACUGAAAUGAAAUUGCUCUGAAGUUAUCCUAUUGGUCCUUUUCUUUCAUUUGAAAUUUCUAUCCUUACAUAAUUUUGGAGAAAUUUGAGAGGGUAGGAAGAGGUAUGCAUGAGAAAAGAAACACAAGGUGCAUGUUUAAUAAUCAUGUGAAUGCUCUUGGUAAAAGCCUCGUGAAUAAAAAAAUAAAUAAAUGUAUGACUGCUUACAGAGGGGGUCCUUUUGAGUUUGUUGGCUGAAAUGCUAAUGACUUUUACAAAGAAUAAUGGCCAAGAAAGGCCAUAACUAGCAUGCCUGCAGGUUAGAUAAGUACAACUUGAAAGCACGUUUAAGUAUGGAGAUUUGCUGUGUAAUGCAUGGAGAGAUUUCAUACAUCAGACUGAUAAACAGAGGAAGGUGCUGCCUAGAAACCAUCAGGAAGCAGUGAGCACAUGAGCAGCACUCAGUUUCUUUCUAUCUGGAAUCUAAAGACUGCAGUCCUCUUCUUAGGUUAGGUAUUGUCUUCACAAAAGCAGAUGACAGCUUGUUUAUUGUUCUCAAACCGAAGAUAAGUCUGAUGACUUUCAUAACAGCUGAAUGGCUGACACUCACUUCCCACUGAAAGCAUUUGGCAGGGUCCAAGCAGCAGCUUGAGAUAGUCGCAAAAUAGGAUGUAGCAGUUUGCUUAGGGAGCUGGAAUGGUGAGGGAGCAUACAAGAGAUUAUUUUUCAUAGUCACAUUUUUUAGGAACAGUCUACAGACACCUGUGCAUCCUUUGUUGUAUGUUGGACAGUGGUGGCUUGAGAAAUACAGGAUAGCACAAUCUUCCUGGCUAAACUAAGGAUGCAGACCACUUUUGCUCUUACUCCCCUUGUUUCCUUCCUUCAGUUUAGAAGGACAAUUCAUGAUAAAGCAGCAUUUUGUAAAACUUUGAUACUUUGCCUUGGAACAUGAAUGCUUCUAGUUAUUUUUUUCUCUUAGGGUAGACUUAUGUGAUACCUUUUUUCAGUCACUUUUGAAUGGAGAUCAGAUGAAGCAGAAUUGAACAUAGCACUGAAGAUAAGAGGUGCCAUGGAUGUGUAUUGUAGCAGUCCUGGCAGAACACUACAGCUUCUUUCCCUCUUCGGUGUUCUUGGCUUGUGGAGUCAUAAGCCUCUGUGGAACUUCAGAUGGAAAUACUGACAUGAAUUUAAGAACUUUGAUGCUUUCGGAUGUUGAACUCUGAUUUGGUAAAUGACCAGGAAUAAGAUACUGCCUGAACAAGCUGAAAUGCCUUGAAGACCUCUGGUUGUGCUUUCAUUCUUCCUGAAGCAAUGGUUUUCUCAGCAAUGUUGACACUGGCCAGUCCUGGGACCUCAAAUGCUACUUUUAUUGUUUAUGAAAACGCCUACACGAAUUUUACUACUCCACAUUUCUUGCUUCGUAGUGGCACAACACAGCCAUUGAGAUAUAGUUCAGGUGCCGUGCUAACCACUGAGAGAAGUACUUUUCUGGUAAAUGCUACAGCUAUCCUGCCAUCACAAGAAGUUUUCAGGAGCUUGAGUUUGCCACUCCAGAUCAUUCUUUCUGCUGCUAUGAUAUUUAUCCUAUUGGUUUCUUUCCUUGGAAACUUUGUUGUCUGCCUCAUGGUCUACCAGAAGGCAGCUAUGCGAUCUGCGAUUAACAUUCUCUUAGCAAGCCUGGCUUUUGCAGACAUGCUGCUGGCAGUGCUGAACAUGCCUUUUGCUUUGAUAACAAUCAUUACCACUCAGUGGAUUUUUGGGGAUAUAUUCUGCAGAGUCUCUGCCAUGUUUUUCUGGCUUUUUGUCAUAGAGGGGGUAGCCAUUCUUCUUAUUAUUAGCAUUGACCGAUUUCUUAUCAUAGUGCAGAGGCAAGAUAAACUGAACCCAUACCGUGCAAAGAUUCUAAUUGUGAUUUCCUGGGCAGCAUCCUUUGUUGUUGCUUUUCCGUUGUCAGUAGGGAAUCCUAAUCUGCAGAUACCCUCGAGAGCACCUCAGUGUGUUUUUGGCUACUCUACCAACCCAGGUUACCGAGCAUAUGUGAUAGUUAUCUUGCUAAUUUCCUUUUUUAUUCCAUUCCUGGUAAUGUUGUAUUCUUUUAUGGGCAUACUCAACACCGUCCGCCACAAUGCAGUUCGUAUCCAUAGCCACCCUGAUAGCAUAUGUCUCAGCCAGGCCAGCAAACUUGGUCUCAUGAGCUUACAGAGACCUUUUCAGAUGAAUAUUGAUAUGAGCUUUAAAACUCGUGCCUUCACGACCAUCUUGAUUUUGUUCCUUGUCUUCAUAGUCUGUUGGGCACCCUUCACCACUUACAGCCUUAUUGCCACAUUCAACAGCCACUUCUACUACAAGCACAACUUUUUUGAGAUAAGCACUUGGCUCCUUUGGCUCUGCUACCUCAAGUCUGCACUGAAUCCACUGAUUUACUACUGGAGGAUUAAGAAGUUUCAUGAUGCAUGCUUAGACUUGAUGCCCAAAUACUUCAAGUUUUUGCCACAGCUACCUGGCCAUACAAGGCGGCGGAUUCGACCCAGUGCCAUCUAUGUGUGUGGAGAGCAUCGGUCUGUAGUGUAAAGCUGCAGUUGUAUGACAAUGAUUGAUUAUUAUUUUCUGGGAUUAUUUGUUUUUAGGCUUUAGGUUGAUUUUUGUUUUUGUUUCAUAUGGCUUCUUCGGUGUGGCCAUAUCUUAUAACUUGAUUAAAUUUUCUGUGCAAUUUUGGGAGGAAAGACAGAGGGAGGGGAUGUGAUCGGUUAUAGUUGGGUUUACUACCAGAAUACAAUCUACACAAAAUAACAAAUGUUACCUCUAGGAUUCCAUGGAAAUCCAUUCUUUUAAACAAAAAUUGCAUUUGUAACAUUUUGUCAGGUUUAUGGUUACUAGACCUGCAAUUGCAUCUAAUUGUAGGGAUUUUUUAUGCUGCUAAGAUACAGUAUAUUCGGUUGGUGUAAUUUUUCUGAAAAAUGUUGCUGCUGUCUGCCAAUAUAUUAGAGCCAAAAAGUCUCAUUAGAUAACUUCUAUUUAAUUUUAACAAUAUUUCAGAAGUUUUGGUGGUGACACUAUAAAACUUUUUUUCUUUUUUAAUAUUUCCAUAAAUAUUUUUGUGCACUUUAAAGAAAUUGCUAUAGAAUUUGUUCAUUGGAAUAUUUUGUUCUGUAUUGAAGGGGUAUUAUUGUUGUUAUUAUUUGUUAUAUUGGUGAAUUUCAAUGAAAGUCCCAUGUAAGCUCUAGGAGGGCAAUUUAUGUUGGUAUAGCUACAAUUACAGUCAUAGAUUUGAUGUUUUUCAAAUGACUGAUCAAAAGUAGCAUUUUCUGCUUAUUUCUGAGGGGAGUUGGAAGCGAUGGAAAUAUCGUAUCCUGAGGUUUAGGCUAACAAUUGAUUUAGAAAAGGGGAGUUCACUUGAAAAUUGUUGGAGGGGGAAAGGGUAGCUGCGGUGUGGUUACCUGAGGUUGUUAGAUGCUAUCCAAGCCUAAUGACAUGCCUGAAAAGCUAUAAGAAAUUGUGACUGUGCUUUCAGUUCACAGUAUGUUGGUAUAAUGCUGUUUCUGCAUGAAGAUCAUUUAAGGCUAGGUAUGCUCUAUAUGGCUGAAAUCAUGCUAUCAGGUGUUCAUUGGGAUAGAAUUAGGGAUAGUAGGGGAAGCCUAUGUAGCCUACAUAGGAACAACUGUGGGGGACAAAAAUCCUAAUUGCUUGUUUUCCAGUUUAAGUGUUAGGUUGAAAUCAUAAUCUCAUAAUAAUGAAUAACAGUUGGCCAGCAAAGUUUGGUAGGGAUGGAGUAAAGUUCCCCUUUUACCCUCGAGACUUCUUUACAUUAAUUUUUCUUUGCCCCUUUCUUUCUGUAGUGGCUGCUACUUCAAGGGUUUACUCUACUGUUCUCAUGCAUUAGGCAUCAGGUUCUCCCCCUGAAAUGCCAAACCACCCUUUUAUUAGUACCAGGCUGUCUUAAUACCUGCCUGGAAAGUAGAAAGACAAACGUCUUCCUUGACUGCAGCAAUCCAGGCUCAGAUUUUUUUUUUUUUCAAUCAGCUAAAUAAAUAUUUAAUGAGAGGCAAGUAAAAAUAAGAAUUUGGUUUGGGCUUUGAAGUGAGAUCCCCAGUUCUGAGGCUAGGGAAGAAUGCUUGCAGAACUUGUGUGUUCUUGCAGAAGGUUUUUGGGGCUGUCUGUGAUGGGGUACAGGAGGAAUAAGGCACAACGAACUUGUCAACCAGGGCUACGGGUUGGGCUCCUCUUGGUUCCAGCUGUCUUUCAGUACUCCAAAGCAUGGGGCCUCUUCAUUGUUCUUGUUCCUGAAGAGCAAAUAGGAGCAAUUUUAUCUAUUGCUGCAUGAAUUCUGAACUGAGUGUAUGAAGGAAAUGCUCUGUACUGCGUGGAUGUCCAAGGACUGCUUGCUUCUGGAGGCCAGCUAAGCAUUUCUAGCACAGAUUUUAUUCAGGUCUUCAGUGAAGAACUACUUAAACUGUAAUUUCUGUUCCUCUCAUUGACAAUUAUUGGUAAAAGUGUUGGCAAUUUUUACAUUUUAUGAGAAUAAAAGGAAUGAUUCUGAAUUUUAGUAAUUUCAUUUUUUAACAACAAAAGGCUUGUUAAUGCACUGCUAGUGGAAGUUCUGGAUUGUGAAGGCACCCUAGCAGGGCUGAUGUUAUUGAUGUCCAUGUCAAUAAUUUCUAUUCCUUGUCAACCUCAAUGAUGAUAUGGAUUUUUCUGAUCAAAAUGAUAGGCGGUAAAGGAGUUCCACUGUAAAACAGAGUGUUUUAGUGUCUUUGCAGUAUAGCUUUUAUUUCUCAAUUACAUUUACAUUGAUGGCAAAAGUUUAUGACCUGGAUUGUAUGGAUUUUCUGUUUCAGAGCUGUCAUUCUUGUUUAUCUCUGAAAGCAGCAAAAUUGUGCUUACAGUUAAUGUAAUAUGGUAAGAGUACACACUGUCGAAGAUGGCAGAACAGGUAUUUUUUGCUGUCUUCCAGAGCUAGGAUAUAAGGGGCUUGAACAAAUGUAAAAUACUGUAAUUCAAAAAGGAAUGAGAAUUGAGUAAUACAGGAAAGUGAGAUGGCUUUCUUGAAGGGGAAAGGGAAAAGAUUGUUGGGGGAUUUCAUAAUCUCCAUUAAGUACUUGCUGUGAAGUAUAAAUUGCAAACAUCAAAGAAAGUUAAUCUGUCUGAAUAACUUGUUGUUUGUUUAUUACUACUCUACCAAGGUUUCUGCUCAGAGGUGGACCUGCUGAUACCUGGAGAAAAUAAAUGCUGAAUGUGUAGCCCAAAUUCAAAAGCGACUGAGGUGGUGAUACAAUAUUCACGUUUAACCAGGUUUUAGAGAUGAUGAGAGCAUGUAGUGAACAAAGGGUGUUCAAACAAACAAACAAAAUGGUGUCAGAGAACAAUCCCCAGGAUAACUGUGUUUACACAUUCAUUUGGCCUAUUGUGUCUAAUACACUGUCUUUAGAGCAGUGCCUUGAUCAUUACAGCUGAAGUUCUAGGACCAAGAUAAAUACCACUAGAACUGCUCAGUCUUACUGUCUGUGAUCCCACCAAGAUAAGCCUGACCUUGCAAACAUUUGUAAUGUUAAAACACAUACAUGUUUGCAGAAUUAGGGCUACUGAGGCAUUUUGGUGGGCUUGAUCAAGUCAGGAUUUUAAAAAAUAAAGUUGAUUGUUCUUGAUUCUAGUGGAAAUUACAAUAGUGUUCUCCAGAAAUUAUACAUGUUACUGAACUGCAUUCCCUUAUGUUACAUUUUCAGAAAUCUUUCAUAUGGAUGAUGGAAAUGAAUGUAUUUUCAAUUAUGUUUCCGUUAAUUCAUUCUGUGAAAGCAUGCUGCUUACACAAGGCUCAUUUGUAGAAAUCUAUUGCUAAAAUGAUUCUUUUGUACUCAAAGUUGUGUAUUUUUGACAUUUGGUACUCAUGUAAGAAAAUUUAUGUAUAUAGAUAAGAAAAUUGUUUUGCCUCUUACUGUUUUCUGUUACUUUCUUAAUUUGUAUGCCAGAUGCUUUUAUAUUUUCUUUUGAAUUUGGGCACAUGCAUAAACAGUUGCAAGACUUCAGUAGUCUUUAUGUAACCAUUUGAAACUUUCAGUUCUCAAAUCAUUCAACAGUGCCCUCCUAGAGAGAGAUCUUGAUUUAUUUUUAAGUGAAAAAUAAAAAUUUGGAGCACAAGUU